CUGCAGAAGCACAGGCCCAGACUUUCCUGUUCUCUGCAGGAUCUAGUCUUGUUGUUCAUGUUUUCUGCUUGAGUUUGUCCCUGGGAUCAUUCAAAACUGUUUCUCCAACGCUUUUACCAAAAACUUAGACUGUUUUCCAAAGCAGAAUUGGCCCAGCCCUCCCAGGCGGAAAUGAUGGGGAGUGUGCGAAGCCACCGCUACAGCAUUGUGUCCUCUGAGGAAGACGGCAUGAAGCUGGCCACUAUUACUGUCCCAAAUGGCUAUGGAAACGGCAGUGUCAACAAGGUGCACUCACAGCACCAACAUCAGAGCCGCUUUGUCAGCAAGGACGGCCACUGCAAUGUGCAGUUUAUCAAUGUGAGAGAGAAGGGCCAGCGGUACCUGGCAGAUAUCUUCACCACCUGUGUGGACAUUCGCUGGCGCUGGAUGCUGCUCAUAUUCUUCCUUUCUUUCCUGCUGUCGUGGUUGUUUUUUGGCUUUGUCUUCUGGGUAGUGGCCCUCUCUUACGGGGACUUAGAGAAUGAGACUCAGGUGUGUGUUUCCAAUGUGGACAGCUUCACUGCUGCUUUCCUGUUCUCAGUGGAGACUCAAACCACCAUCGGCUAUGGUUAUCGCUAUGUGACUGAGGAGUGCCCCAUUGCUGUUUUCAUGGUCGUCUUCCAAAGCAUUGUGGGCUGCAUUAUUGAUGCUUUCAUCAUCGGUGCUGUCAUGGCCAAGAUGGCCAAGCCCAAGAAAGAAAUGAUAGUGUUCAGCCACUAUGCUACAGUGGCCAUGAGGGAUGGGAAACUAUGCCUGAUGUGGCGCGUGGGGAACCUGAGGAAGAGUCACUUGGUGGAGGCCCACGUCAGGGCUCAGCUCCUCAAGUCCCACACCACUGCCGAGGGAGAGUUCAUCCCUCUGGAUCAGAUAGACAUUGACGUAGGCUUUGACAGUGGCAUUGACAGAAUCUUUUUGGUGUCUCCAAUAACUAUUGUGCAUGAGAUUGAUGAGGAGAGUCCUUUCUAUGAUAUGAGCAAAGAAGAGUUGGAGAUGUCAGAGUUUGAAAUUGUAGUCAUUCUGGAGGGCAUGGUCGAGGCUACGGCUAUGACCACUCAGUGUCGGAGCUCCUAUGUGGCCAGCGAGAUCCUCUGGGGCCACCGGUUUGAGCCGGUGCUCUUUGAAGAGAAGAACUACUACAAAGUGGAUUACUCCCGCUUUGACAAUACCUAUGAGGUGCCCAGCACGCCUCAUUGUAGUGCCAGGGAACUAGCUGAGAAGAAAUCUAGAACCUCCAGCUCGAGAAACGCUUUUUGUUACGAGAACGAGGUAGCUCUCGAAAAAGUUGAGCUGGAAGAGGAGUUGGAGAAGAAUGACGGGCAGAUGAAUGCUGCUGAGGUUGGUGCACUUGAGGACACAAGCACAGAUGUGGUGUCAGACUCUGAAUGCAAUCUGGACUCUUUGCCUUUGGAAUCAAGACCUUUGACAGUUGAAUCAGAAAUAUGAAAUAAAAAAAGGGGUUAAACACUACAAUAGGGUAUGUUAAGUUUAGCUUGAACCUUGGUUCUGAUGGCUGUUGUUGAUAAUGCAUGAUAGUUUGUAAAAGAGUAUGAGAUACUUUGUGCAGACACAAAACCAAAGAAGAACUCCAAGGAGAUACAAACAUAUUGUUUAUAGUGAACAUGGAGGUAAAUUAACUGGUUGCACUGAGCUUGAGUGAUAAAACAGUGUUAGAUGUCAUCUCUUAAACACUGUGCAGUCUGUUUAUGUGCACACUGCCCUUAUUAAGUGAAAAUAUAUUAGUAUAACAGCUGACUGGGUUCAGAAAAAUGAUUACUUUAUUCAUGUGCACUCUCAGGUUGCACACUUUGCAUUGAGCAUCCUGAAAAAGGUUUUUAGGUUUUUUAAUGCCAACCUAAAUUUCUGUGUUUUAACCACAUGCAUGAAACAGGUUACUGUUUGUUAAUGAGCUGGUCUCUUAGCAAAGUAUAUUUCUAGUCUUUUUCCGAGUGGUGGUCUUGGUAUGUUCUCGUGGCACAAGGCAGGGAAAAUAUUUUCAGUUUUUGAAUACACUAUGCUCCUCAACCUAUCAUCUCAUCUCAGUAUGGCAUCUUUUGCAGCGCGUGCCUCAGUCCCAGCGGACGUUUUGCUUCGACUGAGCGCACAUUGCAGCAGAUGUCACAGGAAGAAUAAGCAGUCAGAGGUGGUUCACUGUACCGUAUAUUACCACUUCUUACAGCUUCUAUUGUGCAAUAUAGUUGAGUGGUAGUAGGCGACCCUGAGCCAAGAUUAUGAAUGUUGCUGUUAAGUGCUGCUACGUUACAUAUUAAAUGUGUAGAGAGAAAUUGUAUUAUCUGUCUUUUGCAGUAUCCAUUUUGAAGAGUGUGAUUCAAGUUUUUUUUUCAAAAGCCUUAGUGUCCUUUCUUCCUCACC
Monopterus albus (swamp eel) is the source of this 2409-nucleotide messenger RNA. Its product is annotated as inward rectifier potassium channel 2-like. NCBI's taxonomy places the organism in Eukaryota, Metazoa, Chordata, Actinopteri, Synbranchiformes, Synbranchidae. The record is from RefSeq and is a predicted model, not a curated record. Gene Ontology annotation, molecular function: inward rectifier potassium channel activity. Gene Ontology annotation, biological process: potassium ion import across plasma membrane; regulation of monoatomic ion transmembrane transport. Gene Ontology annotation, cellular component: plasma membrane.